Molecule: messenger RNA, 2530 nt
Organism: Mangifera indica (mango)
Lineage: Eukaryota; Viridiplantae; Streptophyta; Magnoliopsida; Sapindales; Anacardiaceae
Product: O-fucosyltransferase 19-like
Cellular component (GO): cytoplasm
Source: RefSeq, a predicted model, not a curated record
UCGAACUUCAGAAUUUCAGCUUUGAUGCAAUCAGAUUUCUCUUUUACGGUAAGUGAAAAGUAAUAAUAAAAGAAGACAAGAACCCACGAAAAGUAAGAGAUUGAAGUUUCCACAAUCCUAUAUAUAGAAGAAAGAACUCCAUCAUCAUCAAUCUCGCCCAAGACAAAUUCAUUCAACCCUUUACUGCCCCUUACAUUUCAGACCCCGACCUGCAGGUUUCGUUUCCUUCACUUUUUCUACGUUCCCUCGUCUUUUCCUGUAAAAGAAAUCAAAAGAAGAAUAGGGAAGUUUGUUUUUUCCUUUUUACUUGGCUAAGAAUUUUUUUCACCGGCGGGCCAUGUGACAUGUCGUCCAGUGGUGUAAACAACGUAACCAACGUCAUCGGUAGCCCCAAAACGACGAGAAGACGCGUGUUGGAAUUGUUCGACGCCAACAGGUUCUCAUAUUACAUAUCCGACGACGAGGACAACUGUAAUGGCUCUUUUGCCGGGGCCCAUAAUCGCAGCCAUUUUCGUCAUCAUCAUCCAUUGAUCAAGUAUGGCUAUUUUCGUAGGCAAAUAUUCUCGUGGGUGCCGGAGACGUGGACGGAUACGACUCUUCGGAGUUUGAGAUUCGGCCGGAGCUUGGCCCGGAAAAUUUUAUGGGCAAUUCUCUUGUUGGCCUUGGUUUCAGUCGUUUUUAAGGUAUUAUUUUUGAGUUGUUACGUCGAGAUUAAUGGCAAGAAGAGUAGAGAAAAAGGGAACGGCCGUGUCAUCUUGCAAACCGUUAGAGAAGAUUGGGGUGCCGUGCAACAUAUAGUUGCUGAACAUAAUGAACCCUUUAUGUCCAUGAGAGUUCUGGAAAAGAUAUCUACUCCAGAAAUUUGGAUGAAGCCAACCAGUGAUAAUUUUUACCAGUGCGUGGCUCGACCUAAGAGACAAAUAAAGACGAAAGCGAGCACAAAUGGCUAUCUUCUUGUUCAUGCUAAUGGAGGAUUGAAUCAGAUGAGAACUGGGAUAUGUGAUAUGGUGGCUGUUGCAAAGAUAAUGAAUGCCACUCUUGUUCUUCCUUCUCUUGAUCACGAUUCAUUUUGGACUGAUCCCAGUGAUUUCAAGGAUAUCUUUGACUGGAGGCAUUAUAAAAGUCUAAAAGAUGACAUUGAUAUAAUGGAGUAUUUGCCAUCACAAUAUGCUGGAAAGAAGCCCUUAGUAAAGGCUCCCAUUUCAUGGUCAAAGGCGAGCUAUUACAGAAAUCAUAUGGUCCGAUUGUUAAAGCAGCAUAAGGUGAUAAAGUUUACCCACACUGAUUCAAGACUUGCUAACAAUGGCCUUGCAUCCUCCAUCCAAAGGCUUAGGUGCCGUGCCAAUUACGAGGCUCUCCGGUACUCGAAGGACAUUGAGGACCUCGGAAAAGUUUUGGUCAGUAGACUCAGGAACAAUAGCGCACCUUUCAUUGCCUUGCAUUUAAGAUAUGAGAAGGACAUGCUUGCCUUCACCGGCUGCAGCCACAAUCUUACUGCUGAAGAAGCUGAAGAUCUUACGAUAAUGAGGUACAGUGUCAAGCAUUGGAAGGAGAAAGAGAUUGACGGCGUAGGAAGGCGGCUUCAAGGGGGAUGUCCGAUGUCCCCUAGAGAAGCAGCUCUGUUCCUCAAGGCCAUGGGCUACCCUUCCACCACAACCAUUUACAUUGUUGCAGGGGAAAUUUAUGGCCAGAAAAGCAUGGAAGCCUUCCGUUCGGAGUUCCCAAAUGUCUUUACUCAUUCCACUCUGGCCACUGAAGAAGAGUUGGAGCCCUUCAAACCAUACCAAAAUCGCCUUGCUGCCUUGGACUAUAUUUUGGCCCUGGAAAGUGAUGUCUUUGUUUAUACAUACGAUGGAAAUAUGGCCAAGGCAGUGCAAGGGCAUAGGCGAUUUGAAGGGUUUAGAAAGUCCAUCAACCCCGACAGGCAAAAUAUCGUUAGACUUGUAGAUCAAUUGGACGCCGGUGAAAUAACUUGGCAAGACUUUUCUUUGGAGGUUAAAAGUUUACAUUCAAGGAGGCUGGGAGCACCAUACCCUAGACAACCUGGAGACUCGCCCAGGCAUGAGGAAAAUUUCUAUUCAAAUCCUUUUCCAGGUUGCAUCUGCAACCAGACUCGGGAACAAAUUGCCAGCUUGAACCUUGAGACGGUGUUGACUGCGAGAGCUGCAUCACAAAAAUAGGGUGUUCUUUGGCAAGUAUAAAUGUGGCUCACUCUCCGGAUUAAACAAAUACAUUGCUCGGAAUGUUGGCUGAUAUGGGGAGAAUUUGAAUUGACCUGCAUUUUAACUGUUAGGAGAAAGUAGCAGCCACUAGCAGGGUCAAGAAGCUUUUGAGGCUUCUUGCGUAUUCGGAGAAUACUAAUUUGGUUUUGCUAUUAGGAUUUCGGAUAGAGAACUUUCUCUGCAGUUAGGAAAGCAGAGAAAGUCAUGUAUAAAUCUGAUGGAGAGAUUAGUUACAGAGGAAUAGAGAAUAACACAAUACAAAAUACCUGUUAGUUACAGCAUUCCAUUAAUUUAUCAUUCUUCUCUGA